Molecule: messenger RNA, 12310 nt
Organism: Oncorhynchus kisutch (coho salmon)
Lineage: Eukaryota; Metazoa; Chordata; Actinopteri; Salmoniformes; Salmonidae
Gene: crebrf
Product: creb3 regulatory factor
Exons: 9
Coding region: 538-2610 (690 amino acids)
Biological process (GO): regulation of transcription by RNA polymerase II; response to unfolded protein
Cellular component (GO): nucleus
Molecular function (GO): DNA-binding transcription factor activity, RNA polymerase II-specific; RNA polymerase II transcription regulatory region sequence-specific DNA binding
Source: RefSeq, a predicted model, not a curated record
AAAUACUUUUUUGCCCCACUGUAUAUAGGUGUCAUUAUUGAAGUAUGUAUAUUACUUCCCUAUUUAUAAAAAUGUCUGGAUAACGGUAUUACAGCAUCUGAAAUGUGUGCAGUAGUAUACUGUAAUUUAGGUGCAAUGUUUUGGGUCAAGCUUAAAGCUUCAGUGCGAUUGGUCAGUGAAGGACCAGGUGACUCGGUAGUCACGCGCUUUCCAACGAACCCGUCAGGAAGAAGAAAAACAAAACAAACGCAAGAGAAAGGCAGCGUGGACUCCAUUGAAAUUGCUUUGUUAUUGCUCAGAUAGGAAUAAACACGAAGCGGAACACGACACAAAACGUUCAUAUGGGGUUUCUAAAGACACCAGGCAUCAGACGAGAACUAGACUUCCAUGAGUUCACAGAGUUUUCCACAAUAAAGAAGACUCUUUUUGUUACUUAACUCAUAGAUUUUUCUACUGUCGGUUGACAUCAUCCGAAGACGACUGGGACACGAGGUGGAGGAAACAUUCACAAUAAGGAACAGAGAUCGGUGCUCGGCGAUGCCUCAGCCCGGCAUCAGUGGAAUGGAUCUUCCCUUUGGGGAUUUCUUUCAAAAUUAUACUUUUGCUGAUCAGGCGCUGACCAGCACGGACCUGUUGGCGAGUAACACAGACCCAGACUUCAUGUACGAACUGGACAGAGAAAUGACUGCUUGCCUAAGUCCUAGAGUUGAUCACUUCACGGUGGGGGACUGCAAGGAGAUGGAGUGUGGGGAGCACCUCAUGGAGCUGGUGGACAGCGAUCCGGCCUACAGCUCGAACUUUGAGCAGUGGGAUACGUACUGGGAGGACCUGACCAAGUACACCCGUUUCACCAGCUGUGACAUCUGGGGCACCAAGGAGGCAGGCCUGGAUGACUUCUCCAGCCCUUACCAAGACGAGGAGGUGAUUGCCCGGACCCCCACCUUGGCUCAGCUCAACAGCGAGGACUCGCAGCCCCCUGUGUGUGACACACUCUACCACCCUGAUCUGCUGAUAGGGGGCCAGAAGCAGCACACCUCCCUCCACCCACUCUCCCUGAGCAAGAAGACAGCCGCCCGCCCGGGCCCCUCCUCUUCCUGCUCCAACCUGGUCAAGAACCCCCUGGGCGACUUUGCCAAGGGUUCCCAGAAGGCUACCUGGCCUGUCCCCUCCAGCACAGAGACAAUGUCCAAGGCCCAGGGAACCAGCAAGAUGGCCACCCUGGGCUACCACUGCAAUGACUACGUGCGCAAGGCAAAGGUUCGCAUCAGCAUGCCCCACCGGCCCCUAGUCGACAUGCCCAUGGCCUCCCAUCAGGUUGAGGCUGAAAACCACUUCACAUACAGCAGCAAGCCCCCAGAGCUGGCCACCACAUCUGGCUGUGCUGCCCCCGUGGCUGCUCCUGCUACUGCAGCCUCCGCCUCUGCCUCCGCCAGCACCCUGGCCUAUGAGAAGACGGUAGAGCUGCCUCGCCGGGAGAUGCCACCCGCCUCAGUGGGCACGUCUGGCGCUGUGCCCCCUAUGCUCCACUACCCUGUAGCUGGGGCUGGGGCCAGCGAGACCCUGGUGACUGCCAGUGGGACUGACCCAGUCUCUGACAAGAAGAAGGAGGAGGAGCACAACUACUCCCUGUUCCUAACCCGAGCCAGGCUGGCCGGGAAAGCCCUCACUGAGGAGGAGGAGGAAGAGGUUGAAGAGGAGGAGGAGGAAGAGGAGGAGGUGGGGGAGGACGAAGAGGAUGCUGAGGGGGUGGAGCUGGAUGAAGAUCUUGAUGAAGAUCAUGAUGAGGGUUUUGGCAGCGAGCAUGAGCUCUCUGAGAAUGAUGAUGAGGAAGAUGAGGAUGAUGAUUAUGAGGGGGAUAAAGAUGAUGACAUGAGCGACGCCUUCUCCGAGCCAGGUAGCCAUAUAUCAGGAUGUGACAAUGACGCGGUGGAGGACGUGAAGGGGCUGACGGCAGGGAUCUCCAGGAAGAGGGGCAAACGCCGCUACUUCUGGGAGUACAGCGAGCAGCUCACCCCCUCCAAGCAGGAAUGCUUGCUCAAGCCCUCUGAGUGGGACAGGGAGACCCUGCCCAGCAACAUGUACCAGAGGAAUGGCCCACACCACGGGAAGUACACUCUGAAGAAGUCUCGACGGACAGAUGUGGAGGACUUGACCCCUAACCCUCGCAAGCUGCUGCAGAUCGGGAACGAGCUGCGUAAGCUCAACAAAGUGAUCAGUGAUCUGACCCCAGUCAGCGAGCUGCCCCUCACAGCCCGCCCACGCUCCCGCAAGGAGAAGAACAAACUGGCAUCCAGGGCCUGUCGACUGAAGAAGAAAGCUCAGUAUGAGGCCAACAAAGUCAAGCUGUGGGGUCUGGGCACAGAAUACGAUCGGCUUCUGUUUGUCAUCAACACCAUAAAGGAAGAAAUAGUGAACAGAGUGCAGGAUAUCUGCGACGACAAGGGAACUAGCAUGGCUGAAACUCUGGACAAACUCAUCCAAGAGACCCUUGUGAAGUCACCAGUUGCCGGGCAGACGUCUGACUUUGUUAACCAGAUCCUAGAGAACACUGGCAAGGGGGAUCCCACUGGAGGACUGGUCGGGCUGCGUGUACCCACGUCUAGAGUGUAGACGGACCAUGUAGAGGUCUGGUGAUGGCAUACUCAAAGCCAUCCGCGCCAUUCUUGUCCCACACUGUAACGGCUCACCCUCUGCAUGACCAUUCCAUCCAGGAAUCGCAUCACCAUGCCCUGUGGGAAGACAUACAUACCACGCUCCAAAUGUAUGUAUGUCUUCACACUGUGAGCAUGCGCUGAAAUGAAACUUAGUAUCUAUCUCUGCACUAGUAGUCUGUUACUCGCCAUUUGUACACAUGGCUAGUGCACGUGGCUAGUGUCUUUAGGGCCGCAGUGUUUGCGAAUUCAAAGCCAAUAUAUGAAAAAUACCUCCCGAAAUGUUUAUAUUGGAAGAAAAAAAGAUGAUCAGUUCUAGCUGUAGCCAUUUCCUGUAGCGUUCAAACGACCUGUUUCAUGCCUGCGUACCUGGGUGGGAAAGGCAACACAGGAUGCCGUUAUAAUUAGAGCGAGACGACGGGAUGGCACGAGAUAUUUGCUAUUGAAACGUAAAUAGUAACUUGUCAAUCCCAUGUCCUUGUCACCUUUACUGAACUGUGCUUCUCAGAUGAAAAAACAAAAACCAACUUAAAACAGCCACUGGGUAUUCCAUAGUGUCUACUGUUGUGGAGGUAUAGGGAACGCUUCAUACCCGUUGUCUGCUUUCCCAUUCUAGCACCGUGGCAUUCACAUAGGGGGAGAUGAUGUUACCCAAUACUCUCAACCUGCCAACCACAUUAUAAGGCAACAAAAACACACAAGCACCUGAAUUACUACUAACAUUAUGAAAGUCUACUUUGACAGAAUGCGCAAAAAAUUUGUAGAAGUUGGGGGGGGGGGGGGGGGGAUACACAGGAAUGCAGUGAAAUGUUGUUUUGCGAUUUGGCCUGAUUUUUCAAUUCCAUUAUCCUGUGUUUUUGCAGUUGAGAAGAUAUUGCAAAGAGACUUGAGCAGAAGGCCACUAUAUACCCAUCCGUUGCAUGGGGAAAAUGCUUAGUCAUCUGACUAUGAGCUAGAUGACGUGAUUAUAACAACCAUUUCCUCGAUCUAUAUACCCUUUGGUUGAAGCGUCUUCAAAUGAAAGCGCCAUUGGCUUCUUGCAAAGUAGGGAUGAGAGGGCUAAUAGUUUGAAGUUCCUUAGUUUGGUGUGUUCAUAUUUGUAUUUAAUAACAGUACUGUUCAUUGUGCCUUGUAUUUAAAGUGAGAUGAUUACACAAGUGGUUGAAGGAUAGUGGACCAUUUUACACUGAGGGAGAGCAGAACAUGGUGCAGGAAAGGUAAAGAGGUUUGUUAUGUAUUUCUGCUCUUUCAAGCUAUUCUGAAUGUACAUAUGAACAUGGACCAUGUAGAUAUAUGCCACAGAGUCUGUGCAUUGUAUUAUAAGAUGGCUCUGACAAAAAUGUACUUUGGUUAUCGGUACUUGGACUUUGGGGCAGGGGAUGGGAAUGGGAGGGUUAAAAAAGGAUAUUCGUAAAGAAUUUAAAAAAUAUUUGCACACUAUAUUUUGAUUGCUUUUUGUACCAAAGACACAUGCAACGAAAACGGCGACUAGCCAGAUAAAGUAAGGUUUUGCACAGCUUACCUGACACCGUAUUGAAUGUAGGAAAUGUGGUAGGGUCAGGGAUUUUCAUUGAACUGUGAAAUUGGCUUGGGUCCAAUUACGUACUGAAAGAAGCAUCCAUUAACAUUUUCUAAACGGCUCCUGUCAGUUGGCUUCUCAAGUAGAUUAGUGGCUUUAAAAACAUUUGAUAGAUUCCAGAAGUUACAUAUAAUAGUUCCACUUCUAUUGUGCUUUGGCACAAAGUAGAAAAGAGAGGGAGAACAUACAAUUUUUAUUUUGACUGUUUGUCAAAACAUCACAAAUAACCAAAAGGUAUAUCACUUCUAUAAUUUAUGUAGGUGAGACGAAUACACAUAUGUCAUAUUAAGUGUUGCGUAUUUAUAGUAAUGUCCAUUCAUGCAUACACAUAUGUCUAUCUAUUGUGAAUUGCCACUUUUUCAAAUUGAUACGUUAGUAAGCAUGACACAUUUCUAAGGCCUAUCCUCACAUUCAGAGAAACUUUGGAGAAAAAAAAAUGGAAUGAAAAAACAAAAACAUUUUUGUACUAUUUGCCUUUUUCUGUUGGUGCGCAUGUAUGUCAUUUGAGAGAUGUUCAGAGAAAUACAUUUCUGGAUGGUGACUCUGCAUGAGAUAGGGUGGGGUUUCUGGAUGGAGACUCUGCAUGAGAUAGGGUGGGGUUUCUGGAUGGAGACUCUGCAUGAGAUAGGGUGGGGUUUCUGGAUGGAGACUCUGCAUGAGAUAGGGUGGGGUUUCUGGAUGGAGACUCUGCAUGAGAUAGGGUGGGGUUUCUGGAUGGAGACUCUGCAUGAGAUAGGGUGGGGUUUCUGGAUGGAGACUCUGCAUGAGAUAGGGUGGGGUUUCUGGAUGGAGACUCUGCAUGAGAUAGGGUGGGGUUUCUGGAUGGAGACUCUGCAUGAGAUAGGGUGGGGUUUCUGGAUGGAGACUCUGCAUGAGAUAGGGUGGGGUUUCUGGAUGGAGACUCUGCAUGAGAUAGGGUGGGGUUUCUGGAUGGAGACUCUGCAUGAGAUAGGGUGGGGUUUCUGGAUGGAGACUCUGGGAGGGGUUCCUCCUGUUUUUUGUGAUCUUUGUGAAGAGGCUCUAGUUUUUUAGGGGUUGUUCUGAAAGUAAGGGAUUGAAUAUCAUGGAUAUCAUUCUGGUUUCUUUGUGCCCUCCGCCUCAGUUCUUGACACAAAGCUCCUCUGUUGCGCUGAGUCACAGGGAAGAUUGAUAGAAAACGAAUGGAUGAUAAGUCUCAAUUGUAUACUUGCAAUUGUAGUCUUAACCUGUAUUACAAUCUCAGCCCAGACGAAAUGAGGUGAGCAGCUUUUAGAGAGGUCUAGCGUCUGUCUUUGCUGCUGGAACUUGUCAAUGUUGUCAAUUUGAAAGACUAGGUUUGCUCAUUUCAAGAGAACAAGGAGACUUAAGGCUGAAUUCAAUCAAACCGGCACAGCUGAAAACCCUCUCUGCGGGAACGUAACACUAUCCUUAUUCUGAGAAAGGGCAUGUUUUAAUUGAAAAUGUAGUGAACAUUUUCUUAUUUCAGUACUGAAGAUAUCUGAACAUGCCUUUUGUUUGCUGUAGAGAAACCAUGUUAUUGUUCUGCAAAGCAGGUUUCCGCACUGCAUGCCAUACUCCAAUUAUUUUAGAUUGAAUUAAAAAAGGAAAAAUACUCUCUGAAACUAGAAUGAUAUGUUUGAUAAGAUAUCUUAUUCUACUUACUUUGUUAGUGUGGUAAAUAUUCUCUAUAUACCGUCCAUGGUUUGUUUUUGUAGUGUUUCAUUUUGUAAAUGGAUUUAUCUUCUAAAUAUUAUAUUUGUAUAGUAUAUUCUAUAUUACAUGUAUGAAAAAGAAAGCACUUUGUUCAACAAAAAAACAAACAAAAAAACAAGUAUGAAGAAAAGCAUUUUUUCCUUCCAUUUGCUGCUAAACCGACCUUGUUUGAAUGCUGCAGUGAGUACUUGACUUCUGUAACCUGACCAGGACAGUGUGUUGGGGAGGUCUUAAGAGGGCAAUCAACCUUUGAUUACAAUGCCCCUAUGUUCUGAAUGACUCUAACGUCAUGAAUUCAUUUGCCUUCAGUAGAGAUUUCCUAUGGAAAAACAAAUUCUGCUUUGGGUUUUUCUUCAGGUUGAUGUACAGUGUAGACACACUUCUUCUGGGCAUUUGCCAGAGAGUUAUAUUGUUAUCAUUUUAAAAGUAAUUUGUACUUGUAACUUGUACUUAAUGGGGAGGGGGAGACUGAGGUACUCACAACAGCCCACAUUCUUUUGUGAGUACCUCAGAAGGAAAACUAUAUCACUGUACUGUAUGGCAAGUAAUUUGCAGUGGAGAUUUAAUCCGGGAUACUUUUUGCCUUCUCAAACACCCAUCCAUUCACUUAAUUAAGAUGGCCAAUAAUGGGUUCAAUUGCAAAGUGGUUUGCUGUGGCAACCGAUCUUGGCCAAUAUUGUACUGUCUACAAUCAAGACCUUCAACCUGGUGAUAUGCUCAAAUCAACGAUGGCCUCUCCAUUGGGAUCCCUGAUGGCAAGUGAGGUUGAGCUAGGGGGAAUUAAUGUUGUGUAAGAAGCUAGUGGAACAUAGUGUUGUGAGGCUGAUUCCAGCAUCGGGUGUGUGUGUCCACGCAGGUUUUCACAUUUAACAUGAUGGGCGCAAGCUGUGCAACUUUACAUUCUAACCAGGAGACUCUGUGGCAUUUUAAGUCAAGGAAGUGGUUGACAUUCAAAGCCAGUAACUAUUCCUUCUGCUCUAUUGACAUCAAACAGAUAAUAGAUUGUGUAAUUAUGUGCUAGUCUCGUCUGAUAAUUGAAUCCAUUAUGGUCUCUUCUGCAGCGAAUCAGGGUAACUACCAUUCUUCUAAUAGAAAUAUAUGUAAUAGAAUAGUAAAUCAAAGGAAAAUAUAUUUAUGUAUUCCAAUUAAUGUUGCGAUGUUUAUUUCUGCAGUUCAAUAACUAUGUGUGCGUUUAAUGGAGAUUCAAUGUAAAACAAAAUGGUGCGAUGCUCUACAGGAUAAGAAUAGACAAAGGCCAAUGGAUUUGUAAGUAUAAAUAUUUUACCUAGAUUCGUUUUUCUUUAUACUCUAAGAAAUUUAAACGUACAAACUUUUUUUUUUUUUGUAUUAUUCAAAAGGGAAAUAAAUUAUAUUUCUAGUUUUGAUCCAACUUCUGUUUUACUGUGCUGCUGCUCAUGUAUGGGUUGGUUAUUAAUGGAUUAUAUUGAAUUAAAAAGAUGAUUAGUUCAUUAUACAUUACAUAUGCUUAACAGACCUUUUUAUACUUUUUAACAAAUGAUUAACGCUUUGAUCACAUUUGAGUUAACCUUAUGCUAUAGUCUUAGACCUUGUGGAUAGAUGUCUAAUGGUAGCAUUAACAAACCGCUGGAUCACAAUGAGAAAGAGACCGAUCUCAAUUUAUUCCAAUUCUCCCAAAUGGCUACAGUAGACUCUAGAGAGGAGGCAGCAAGUGUGUUUGUCCUCUUUUCUUUCAAUUCCUGAUAUGAUUUUGGCUUGCUUUGUAUGUAGUUGUAUGUAGUUGUUUGUAGUGUAUGUGAUGACAAUGUUCUUAAAUUGUGCACUAUGCAUGUCUUACUUGUUUUUGAGUAAGACCGCGUGUUGCUUUAGUUUUCAGCUGUCUCGUGUCUGAGCAGAGCAUUUUCAUUGUAUAAAGUCAGACUCUUAUCCUGUCUCCAUAACCCUAUGGAGGUGUUCCUAGUGGUGAUAGGCAGGGGGGGAAUGAGUGGAGCUCUGACAAUGGAGGAGCCAUACGUGUGUGUGUGUGUGUGUGUGUGUGUGUAAUGGAGAAAGACCUGUCUAAUAACUGCUAGAUGAGUAUGUUCCUUUCCAUCUUAUUUCAUGGGCUGUAUAUUGCAUAUAUAAUUGCUUCAAUGCUUAAAGGGGCGGGCACUCAGCAGUUGCUACCUUUUAUAAAUUAAUGAUACGUAUCCAUUGUUUCUUAAAGAAUAUAGCUUGUAAAAAUGCCUCAUGAAGUAAGUUCAACUGUCGUAACCCAUCGGAAGCCAAAAUAUAAGCUUUUUUUUUACUCCAAUGUUUGUAAACAAAGUAAAUGUAAACAAACACUGUAUCGCCUAAACAGUUUUAACCAUUUUUAUAUAAUGCAUGGUCAGUCCUUGCAUCCAUAGCUCUUUGAAUUUGAGAGUGCCUACUGGUGCUUAGCAAUUAACCUACGUUUUGGAUUUUUUGUUAUUAAACAACUAAUUGACCGACGUCAGUUCAAUUACUUGAAUUCCAUUUAGUUUGUUUUAUUUGGGGGGUGGCCCAACUCGUUGUUUUUCUUGAGAGAAAUCAUUCACGAGAGAAAUCAUGUCAGGAACUAUGUGGGACACUUGGCUGAAGGGAGUUGUAGUUUUUAUUAAGCAAACUUUCAACCUAGUUCAGCACAAGAAAGUGGUAAUUAACUACAAUGACCAUAAUCCAUUACGCCUGUUUUUUCCGUCUUGGACCGAGAGAGAUACAAUUUACACCUGUUAUGUUAGAUACACACAGGCCACAUGAGAGAGGAAUGUACACAACACGACUACGAGAGAGAUGGAGACAGUUCGUGAAAGUAUUGCCUUAUCUACUUUGAAAAACAAGCAUAGUUAUUUCAUCAGACAGCUCGGCAGCACGCUUAGGCAGGCUAGCCUAGCUUAAAAAAAAGGACGACUAGACAGUAUGGGAAGCACAGGGAAUGUUGUCUGGCUGCUACUGCCUGAGCAGAGAAUAGGACUUUAAACAAUGAAAAAAUAAUGAAGUUCUCAAAUAAAAAAUACGUCAUUUGCACAUCUGAAAUGUUUGAUUUCAUAGUCAUUUUCUUUUGAUGUCAUACCUAAUGUGGACUUGAUGGAGACAAUGGAAUAUUUUCUUUUUUUUUUGCAAUUGAAUGUUCACAAUUUUUGGCUUUGGAAUUUCCAUUAAAAAGCUCUAAAAUAUUGUCAUUAUUUCAUAAUGCAUUUAAUGUUUAAAAUAAAUAUUUUAAAUCAAAAAAACGUUUUGUUAAUAAUCAAACUGAACUGACCUCAAAAAAUCACUAAUCGCGUAGCGCUAGUGUUACCAUUAUUACAUCCACAGUUUUUUUCCCGAAACAGUGGGGGGGGACGAUUUGCUAUUGUUUCAACUGCUGAUUGCCGGUUUUAAGCAUUGCAGAAGCAUUUCAAACGUAUUUCUUUUCGUAUUAUAACUUGCUCAACCCCCUAUAUUGGUUGUGGAACUGCUCAUACUCAAAGGUUAUAUGCUCAGUGCACUAUAACCUUUUAUGUAUUAUAUUGUUGGAUAAUUAAAUGCAGAGAAUAUGCGUAGGGAAUGACCAUUGUGCAUGAAAAUCUCACUCAUCUGAUAGGUUUGUUACUGGGUCAAAAUGUACUGAGUAAAUGGGUGCAUCUUCACCCUGAGUUCAAGGAUUUUCUAGGUGUCAAGGACUAUGUCCACGUGGCAACAAGCAUAGAGCGAUUUGGUUUUGGAUGUUGAACAUAUUCAGAUCAAACUAUUUUCCAUUGCUUACCCACUGUUUUUAUGAAAACAAAAUCGUACAAACAAAAGCAUACCCACGACUCACUUGGUUUUACAAAAUGUCAAACAUUAAUUUUAAUACAAUGCCUGCUAAACCAGGUGCCUUAAAAAAAAAAUGAAUCCAAACGUGAUCUACUCCCUUCAAAGUCUUGCUGUUUUGUAUUGGAUACAAGAUUUGCUAUCUUUCUGCCCACUAUGCCAAGAAUUCUGACAUUUUACUCUGUCUGGUGUUUUAACAGGGAUCUCAUGUACAGAUGAAAAUUGAUGCUGCUUUGCCUCAGACAGUUUUCUCAUCAGUGGAAUGUAGUCUUCCUUCAAAGGAUUCAAUUCAAUAUAAGGAUAUGUUCAUACUCCAGAUGUCCAGUGUAACAUUGGGUGAGAGAGACUAUCCAAAGUGUGCUGCAAUCAUGAUUCAGAGGAAUUUGAACUUGUUUGUAUGGUUGUCCUUAUUUCUGUAAACUUUUUUUAAAAUUUAUUUUGUAUUUGUGCUCAAAAUCAGUCAAUUGUUGCACACGUUUUGAAUUUAAAUAUUUUUUUGCCUUUUCUACUUAGACCUUAUCUACUUGCCAUACCAUUUAUUUUAUAUUUCAUUUGAAAUAUUUCCUCUGGCUUACCUAUAGAAAUUAUUUUAGAUAUUCAUACCGCAGCGAGCUAUAUGUUCUUGCUGAAUUACAUUUAUCAGACCCAGAGCAUUCACCAAUGGUGAUUGAUUUAGUUGAGUUUUUUAUAGAACCGGUAGAUCUGCUUUGCAAAAACUGUCCUAACCUAUUGUGUCCCCUCAAAAAUGAUCAAGAUAAUUGUGCCUCUUUGGUCCUCAUUUUCUACUGUUCCACAAACGGUUGUGUUUCACUUUACCAGUGUCACAUGUACAAGCAGAUGGCCUUUAGCAGCCUUUCUUCAAUGAACAAACAAGGUUUGAAACAGUAACUCUUAAUGACACAUGUUGAGGUUUGCAUUGUUCAACAUAGAUCUGUUUAACCAUGGAGUUCCAGGAAACAAACCUCGGAUGUCUCUAGUAAUUACGCAGGGGCAGGCGGUGUUUUAAACGUGGCAAAGCCUGUAUAACGCUUAAAGCAAUGGUGAUGGUGAAGUGGUGGGCAUCUGCACAAAUCCAGGUUCCUUGAUUUCGCCAGUUUGCUCAAGUGCCACCACACAGUUCUUCAUAACUUAAGAUUGAAGGGGGCACUAAUUGGAGAGUGAGUUUAAAACAAAACAAUGCAAACAGCUGAUCGGAGGCACCAUUCACCAGCCAUGGUGCUGAAUCUCAAAGACGUACUUGAACUUCCAAGAGCUGCCACUCGGGCCCUGUUGCUGUGUUGCAACACCCCUCAGGCAGCGUUCCAACUCUUGACCAGUUCCCAGUGAACUUUGGACAGUGACUGACUUCUUUUUAAGACCUGCUGUAGCUACUGCAGUGUCGGUGUCAGUAAGGCCUUGUCCUCAGUAAUGGUGGUUGACGACCGUGUUUUUAAAAAUGUAAUUGAAGUGGAUUGGCUGGUAGCUUUGAUAGGAUUUAUAUUUUUUUGCUUCAGGAAAAGGCAUAGAGAUCGGUAAGGGUCACUAGGGCUGCUGGGCAGAGAUCUCUCAUCCCUUCACUGAAGUGUUGGAAUAUGUGUUCCUGCAUAGUACACAUGCAGACCAAUUCAAUGAUUACCAAUGACAUUGAGAAAACAGAUAUAACCCUCUUUCAAAGCACCAUAAACACAUCAUAUUCACACUGCAAUGAUUUACAUUUUCCUUCCAAACUUGCCAAAUUAUUUUUUGGGGAAAUCCAUACAACUCCCAAUGAGGACAAUUUUUUUUUUAAAGAUAUCUCACCCAUUCUUAAAACUACACAAUUCAUGCCCUUGAUGUAAUGCUUCUGAUGUUGUAUGGUAUUUCAAUAGAUAAUGUAGCAUGGGAACUUUAAGUAGUUAGUACUGUGUCUGUACUCCCCAAGUGAAAAAUAUUUGUCACAGUAGGAAGGCUGUAUUUCAUUGCUAAGUGCUCUGUAAUAAAUCUCUUGGGUGAUACUCAUAAACAAAUCUGUAUCCUGCUGAAACUAACAGUGACUUGAUCCUAUUAGAAAUGUCUAUAUUUGUAGUUCACAUGUAUGCCUGUUCAAAUUCAAUAAUAUCUUGACAGUUCUAUUUGUUUAAAUGUUGUGCUGGGUUUAUACUUUUGUCGUUUGAUCUCUUUCUCUUAUUUUUGUUUCCAUUUUUUUUUGGAGGCACAAUUAGUUGGAGAACAGAUAAUGAUCCUUGUAAAUGUACAGAUGUGAUGUAGGUUGGGUUCAGUUAUGAUUGAUUGGAAAAAUGUGUCUGCUUGUGUAAUUGUGCCUCCUUCAUUUUAGUUUCGUUUUUUUUUUAUCAUACUUUUUCUCACAGAAUUGUAUCAGCCAGGAGUUGGUACCACAGUUGUGGCUAGGUGGAGUACAGCUAUGGACUGAAGUGACUUUACGUAGCAGGUUAGGAGAAUUAAUGUAGCAGGUUAAGGUUAGGAAAAGGGUAAGGGUUAGCAAAAAUGCUACAGCUGACCCCGAUGCGACUCGAACAUGCAACUUUUGGUCCGUAGCUGUAAUCCAAUCUAGCCGCAACCCAAUUUUGCUUGUAACCAUGAUUCUAUUGUCCAAUUCUAUUGUUGAUUUUAAUAUCAAAAUAAAAACCUUUGAAAACCA